This is a messenger RNA of Pseudogymnoascus verrucosus, 3186 nucleotides long. RefSeq lists its product as uncharacterized. NCBI's taxonomy places the organism in Eukaryota, Fungi, Ascomycota, Leotiomycetes, Thelebolales, Thelebolaceae. The record is from RefSeq and is a predicted model, not a curated record. Bases 325 to 2934 code for a protein of 869 amino acids. The transcript is spliced from 2 exons.
CGGUACUGGAAAUGUCUCCCCAUCCCUGACUUCAUCACGUUCAACAUCAUAUUUUCUAAUUAUUGAGGUUAUUUUGAAAGUCUCUUUGGGUUCCCGACAUCUACUGCUUUCAUGGUGGCUAUAAUUCUCGUGGGAUAACCUUCCUGUGGCUCUUUAGUCCUGUUCUCUACAGAGACAAACAGAGAGAUCGAGUUGCCCCGGGACUUUAAACGACCUGACCCGUACUACUUACUACACCACACGCUACACUUUUGCGAUCGCAUCGCGAUUCGCGAAACGCGCCUUUCGCCCAACAGAUCGCGGAUUACCAUAUCUUCCAGCACGAUGACAGACGUCGCCAUGUCGCCGAAUGGCCUAUUGAGCCCUCAGCCGCAAGACGAUCGGUCACAAUCCCCUCUUUCAACAUCAGCAAAACGGAAGCGCGUUAAUAGCAAUGAAGAGUCGUCCAUCCAUGUGAACGGCACGACUGAGCCAAAAACCAAUGGAGCUCCCAAGACGAAUUCGCACGAACAGAUCGACGACUUCAUCACCAUCCUCAAAAGAUUCGAUACAACCCCCUCCAUCCUCGAACGCCCGCUAUCCAAUCGUGAAGAGUCGAAAGAGCCACAGGCAAAGCGAUCGAAGACCGACAAUGCCAACACCAUCAUCGCGCGCGCAGCUGCUCACGCGUAUUCGAGCCUCAACGAUGUCAUCUCCGACGCCAAAGCCGCUUCCAAAUCUUUGACCGACGAGCUUCAAUUGCCCAACGGGUCAACCAGAACCCACAACACACCCUUGUCUAUCCGGGAAUCACAGCUCGUCACGAACAUCAAUCUCUUUACAAAGACGGCCGAAGACCUCGCGCAUCGUCAGAAGACACAAGACGAGUUAAAGUCGGCAAAAGAGGAGCGGGAACAGAGCCCAAAUAUCUCGAACUACCCUACAAACGGAACGUCCCCGAAAGCCUCGACGCAAAUAUCGAUGACGCCCGGCGAGCAUAAGCUCGUUUUGACUUUGUACGGCAAUGCUCCCGGCGCGAAGCAGCUGUUUUCGUCUCUCCAAGAGACGGCUAAGGUGCCGAAUGGAACCAUCAGAGUACCACAGCCGCUGCGGGAGGUAGGUCUGCCAAAUGGGAUCAACACUACACAGAUCGUCCCGAUAGAUACAUCUGGGGCCGUGGACGACAAGAAGCAAUUACAGACACUGGGCGACUUGUUCUCUACGUCUACAUCCACAUUGCCUUUCCUGCCGCCCAAACCGAUAAGGGCUUCUUCAAACAAGGGCCUCGCGAUCGGUUGGUCGCAACCAUCGGUAUCGGACAUCGAACGCGCGCGCAACAACCAGAGUUAUUAUAGUCAACCAAUAUCAUCCGGCCACUGGCUUGAAUAUACCGGCAGCUCAAACCUUCCAGACCCGAAGCGAAAACAACGAGAGAGAGCCAUGAGCCUUAACGGGGUCAAGGCCUCCACAUCAGAAGCGGAGACUGCUGAACAAGAAGCUGCGAAAUUAGACGCGCUCUUCCGAAGUGCAUAUUCGUCAUUUGCUCCAACAAAGGAUGAUGCGGCAGCUGUUGUCCCACAAGGGGUGGUUAGCAAAAUCUGGUGGCAACGGGUCGGCGAGAAGACCUUCCAACGGCUCGCCAACAACAUGGAGACCAUGGCAUUAGUUGGACUGGAUGCCCAGCAAUCUACGUCGGAUAAUAUGGCUGUUGACUCUGUUGACGACGAAGAUGAGAAGUUCAAGGAUGCCGUUGAUAACUGGGAAGAGGUUAUCGAUCCAAGCCUCGAAGACUCCACCUCAGACGCAAACGACCAGUCGAUUGAGGAUAAGGACGUUGCAGAGGUGCUGGACGGUAUUUCUGAUCUUCUCGAGACGCUGAAUUCGUACCAGAGAAACCGCAAUCUUUCUCUGAGCGCCGUCCCCCGUGCUGGCGUCAUGCCUGGCGCCGACAUACCAAGCCCGGCCAAACCAAGCGAAGCAGAAGCUGCCACCUACAGCAUUCUCAAGUCCCAAUUAACUUUAAUGAUCGCGACGUUACCGCCUUAUGCUGUUGCGAAAUUGAAUUCGGAUCAAUUGUCUGAUCUCAGCAUCAGCACAAAGGUCCCUGUGUUAACAGAUACUUUCAAGGGGGUGCUGGAAGAGGACGAAUACGCAGCUCGUGCCAAGGUCGCCGCGAUGACAGCUGCUACAACCUCUAGACACACACCGUCGACCUCGCACCACCGCUCUUCCUCCCUAUACGGAAACCAGUACGCGGCGGCUUCAGCACGUCCCUCCGCACCACCGGCGCAAUACUACAACCAAUCCCAAACCCCCAACCGCGCUCCCUCAACCAACAUGGUCCGCCCUCCCUCAACCGUCGGUCCCAUCCCCUACACCCCUCCCCGCACCAUCUCAGGCACAAAAUACCGGCCACAACAAGCCUACGGCACACCGACCUACCCCCACCAGGUCCCUCGCCCCGGCCCUCCCCAACAAUACCCCUCCGGCCCACAAGCUUACUACCAAACUCCUAACGCGCAGAAGUACGCCCAACCACCCCAAACAGCACCACAGCAACGCUACCAACCCCCAGCCAAUGCAGCGUACGCCGCUCAGCGCGCGCAACCCCCUGCGAACGGCCUAGCAGCGUACCCAUACGCGACGCCCGCGCGACAAGCUUCUCCGCAGAAGCCGCAGCAGGGAUACACUUCGCACCUCCCCGCAACGGCACCGCGGCCGUUCCCAGCGUCGUACUACCCCAAUGGUGGUGCGCCAUCGACGCCGCAGCCUCAGGCAGCUCCGCUCGGGCCGACGGGGUAUCACACUGUGAUGACGCCGGCGGAGCAGUCGAGCAUGAUGGAGCGGCAGCGGGCGCAGUUGGCGCAACAGCAGGGUGUGCAGGCGGCAGCACGGAAUGUGGCACAGGCGGGUGUUAAUGGCGGGCAGGCUAACGGCGGCGGUGGGGGGAUGUGAGGUUUACUACUCCCUGGAUAGGAUGGGGAUGCAAAUGCUAGACUGUUUUUAUGUCGUCUUCCUUGUUCUUCUUCUACUGCUUGUGGAUUCUAUUUUAUGUGUUACUACGGAUUAUGGCGUUAGUGUGGCUGGUGCUGGUGGUGAGCCUGUGGAGUUGUUCCUCUCGUGCGCGAUUUUGGGUUUGGGUUUGAGUGCUUUUUCGAAGUGGGCGGGCGGGUUGUGGUGUGAGCAUGGCAUGGCAUGGCAUGGCAU